Messenger RNA from Tribolium castaneum (red flour beetle), 644 nucleotides. RefSeq lists its product as uncharacterized. Bases 136 to 540 code for a protein of 134 amino acids. Gene Ontology annotation, cellular component: mitochondrion. The record is from RefSeq and is a predicted model, not a curated record. Lineage: Eukaryota; Metazoa; Arthropoda; Insecta; Coleoptera; Tenebrionidae. Gene Ontology annotation, biological process: cell redox homeostasis. The transcript has a single exon.
CAGAUUUGUGUACCGUGUGAUUUUGCUGUCUUUUCUAAUAGCAAGUGCCUUGUUGGGGUUCAUUUUUUUCUUCCUACUGCACUGCGUAGAGCGCAUUCAACCCAAAGCCAUUAAACAAUUCCAUAUUUCAUCGCAAUGAUUUUCGCAAAAUUAGUGACAAAAAACCUGAUUCGCAACUGCAGCAGAUGCUUCAGUUCCUCAACCAAACUGAACCGAUUAAUUACAAUUAAAAGCAACGACGAGUUUCUCAACAAAGUCAUGAAUUCUGAUAACCCCGUAAUUGUUAACUUCCACGCCGAGUGGUGCGAACCUUGCCACAUUCUAACUCCAAAAAUGAAGGAGUUGGUCGAACAUGACGCUAACAUUGACUUGGCUAUUGUAGACGUAGAGGACCAUGCCGAACUAGUCCAUACUUUCGAAGUCAAGGCUGUGCCUGCUGUUAUAGCUAUAAGAAAUGGACUAGUCGUUGACAAAUUCAUUGGCCUUGUUGAUGCACAUAUGAUCGAAAAUUUGAUCAGUAAGUUAGGUAAGAAGGUAUAACGAUCGCUCACGGUCGUCCCUUGGACUGCGUUAAUUUGUUUAUUAGUUAUAAAAUCACAAUAAGAGCUUGUGUAUGUAUUUAUAAAUAUAUUCUUGUAAAAUUA